AUGGAGUGCAAUGGCUUAACCUCAGAGAAGCCACAUGCAGUGUGCAUCCCAUUCCCAGCACAAGGCCACAUAAAUCCAAUGCUAAAAGUAGCUAAGCUCCUCCACUACAAAGGUUUUUAUAUAACCUUUGUCAACACAGAGUUCAUACAUAAACGCCUGCUGAAAUCUCGAGGUCCAAACUCUCUUGACGGCUUCCCUUCCUUUCGGUUUGAGACAAUUCCAGAUGGUCUUCCUCCAACUGAUGCAAACGUUGCCACACAACACAUGCCAUCGCUAUGCGAGUCCACAAGGAAAAACUGCCUAGCACCCUUCAGAGACCUUCUUUUGAAGCUCAAUUCUUCCCCAAAUUCGCCUCCAGUGACCUGCAUAGUUGCUGAUGGCAUCAUGAACUUCACUCUUGAUGCAGCCCAAGAACUUGGCCUUCCUGAAGUUAUUUUCUGGACAACAAGUGCUUGUGGUUUCAUGGGAUACCUUCAAUAUUACAAUCUCAUCGAGAAGGGUUUGGUUCCUCUUAAAGAUGACAGUUAUUUGACAAACGGGUAUUUGGAUACAGUGAUAGAUUGGAUUCCAGGAAUGAAAGGAAUCCAAUUGAAGGAUAUCCCAACCUUCAUGAGAACCACUGACCCAAAUGACCCCAUUCUGCACUUAAUUUUGCACGAUACAGAACAAGUUCAAAGAGCUUCUGCUAUCAUUUUGAACACAUUUGAUGCCUUAGAGCAUGAAGUUCUAGAGGCAAUUUCGCAUUUGCUACCACCUAUAUACUCCAUUGGACCCCUAUACCUACAACUUAACCAGAUACCAGCUGAAGAUAGCAACUUCAAGUUGAUUGGAGCAAAUCUAUGGAGAGAAGAACCAGACUGUUUUGAAUGGCUUGACUCUAAAGAACCUAGUUCUGUGAUAUAUGUCAACUUUGGAAGUAGUACAGUCAUGACAGAUGAGCAGCUAAUUGAAUUUGCUUGGGGACUUGCAGACAGCAGCAAGACCUUUUUUUGGGUCAUUAGACCUGACCUGGUUGGGGGAGAAUCACCUGUCCUGCCCCCAGAGUUUAUAGAACAGACUAAAGAAAGAGGGCUACUAGCAAGUUGGUGCUGUCAAGAACAAGUCCUAAGCCAUCCAGCUAUAGGAGGGUUCUUGACUCAUAGUGGCUGGAACUCAACCAUUGAAAGUGUGUGUGGGGGAGUGCCGAUGAUCUGUUGGCCCUUCAACGGCGAGCAACAAACCAACUGUAGGUACUGUUGCAAAGAAUGGGGUAUAGGCAUAGAGAUGGAGGGUGAUGUUAAGAGAAACUACAUAGAAAGCGUUGUUAGGAAGUUAAUGGAGGGAGAGGAAGGAAAAGAGAUGAGGAAGAAAUCCAUGGAGUGGAAGAAGUUGGCAGAGAAGGCCACUACUGGCCCUCAUGGCUCAUCUUUCUUGGAUUUGGACAAUAUGGUUAACCAGGUGCUGCUAUCUCCAAGAGAUUAG
This is a messenger RNA of Fragaria vesca subsp. vesca, 1461 nucleotides long. RefSeq names its product UDP-glycosyltransferase 85A2-like. Lineage: Eukaryota; Viridiplantae; Streptophyta; Magnoliopsida; Rosales; Rosaceae. The record is from RefSeq and is a predicted model, not a curated record. The coding region runs from base 1 to 1461 and encodes 486 amino acids. Gene Ontology annotation, molecular function: UDP-glycosyltransferase activity. The transcript is spliced from 2 exons.